AUGACUAGGUCUUCCUUUGCAACAUUGUUAGAACUUGACCCGGAGAUUGAGAGAACCUUUUUGGCCUUGAGGAGACUAGCUAGAUCAGCAAGAACUCUUGAGAGCAGAAUUUCAGAUAUGGAUAAUCAGAUAACAAAAAGCAAUCAAACCAUGAAAGAGCUUGCAGCUCCAGAUGUGGCUUAUAAGUAUUCAUGCAUCACUUAUCCAAAUUUAGCAAGAAAUUUUGAACUUAGAUCAAGACUUAUUCAUCUGCUUCCCAAAUUUCAAGGCUUAUCAGGAGAGGAUCCCAACCGACAUCUACAUGAAUUCCAUGUGGUUUGUUCUACCAUGAAACCACAAGGGAUUUCAGAAGAAGACAUUAAGUUGAGGGCCUUUCCAUUCUCUUUGACGGGAGCAACUAAAGAUUGGUUAUACUACCUUCCAGCUGGAUACAUUAGAAGUUGGAUUGAUAUGAAGAGAGCAUUUUUGGAGAAAUUUUUCCCAGCUUCUAAGACUGCAACUAUCAGGAAGAGUAUUUGUGGUAUUCAGCAAGUAGUGGGAGAGACUCUUUAUGAUUAUUGGGAGAGAUUCAAGAAGCUGUGUUCGAGUUGUCCACAACAUCAAAUUAGUGAUCAGCUUCUUGUUCAGUAUUUUUAUGAAGGUCUACUUCCUAUGGAUAGGAGCAUGAUAGAUGCAGCAGCUGGGGGAGCUUUGGUGAAUAAGACUCCAAAUCAAGCAAGAGACCUUAUUUCAAAUAUGGCAGAAAAUUCACAUCAAUUUGGAAGUAGAGCUCUUGGUACUAGAGUGGUUAAUGAAACUCAUUUGGUUUCGAAUGAGCAACAAGAAAUCAGAAACAAUUUGCAAGAGUUGACCUCUCUAGUGAAGCAAAUGGCAUUGCAAAAUUCUUGUAACGUUUCAAAUUUUCCUUUACCAAUGAUGAAAUUGGGUGGAAUUUGUUCAAGCCAAGAUCAUUCUUCAGAUUAUUGUCCUAACUUACACCAAGAUGAAUCAGUGGCAGCCAUCUCAAGACCUCAAUAUCAAUCACACAAAUAUGAUCCCAACUCUUCAACUUACAAUCCGGGAUGGAGGGAUCAUCCUAAUUUGAGGUAUGGGAAUAUAUUUUAUCAACAUCCACCACAAGGACAGAUUUACCAGCCAUCAUUCUAG
This is a messenger RNA of Zingiber officinale, 1146 nucleotides long. RefSeq lists its product as uncharacterized. Bases 1 to 1146 code for a protein of 381 amino acids. NCBI's taxonomy places the organism in Eukaryota, Viridiplantae, Streptophyta, Magnoliopsida, Zingiberales, Zingiberaceae. The transcript has a single exon. The record is from RefSeq and is a predicted model, not a curated record.